Molecule: messenger RNA, 3873 nt
Organism: Cyprinodon variegatus (sheepshead minnow)
Lineage: Eukaryota; Metazoa; Chordata; Actinopteri; Cyprinodontiformes; Cyprinodontidae
Gene: prdm5
Product: PR domain containing 5
Exons: 16
Coding region: 451-2343 (630 amino acids)
Molecular function (GO): protein binding; transcription cis-regulatory region binding
Source: RefSeq, a predicted model, not a curated record
UUUAAAACAGAUGGUAUCGGCAUUAGCCGAUACUGCACAGCCAGGUAUCGGUAUCGGGGCAAAAAAAUGGCAUCGGUGCAACACUAAUAAUGAUAUAAGCAAAUGGUGUUUAAGUGAUAUAUUUUCUUGCCAUAGUUUAUCUGUUUUUCUUAAAUAAUGUUUUAGUUGCUCACUGCUAUUAGAUAAGUGAUCAGGCUAUUAUUCCAGCAGGAUGUGUAACCAGGUGCUGAAUGAGAAGCAGGCUGGCGCGUGCAGCCCCAUGGAAAGGUAGCCCCCCGGCUGCAAACUUUGGACCAAUCAGGACGCAGCUUUGCCUUCCUACAAGCAGGACCAGCAGAGGUUCAACCUCUAAAGAAGAAACUAUCUGCUUUCAAUUUAAAACUGACAAAGCUCUUCCGCUGACAUAUAAAACAACCAACUAAUUAUCACUGAAGGAAACGUUUCCAAGUGAUGACAAUGUUGGGUAUGUACGUGCCAGACAGAUUUUCUCUGAAAUCGUCAAACGUCCAGGAUGGAAUCGGUCUUUACACGGCGAGGCGGGUGAAAAAGGGGGAAAAGUUUGGCCCGUUUGCCGGUGAGAAAAAGCUGCCCAGUGAGCUGGAUGAAAGCUCAGACACCAGGCUGAUGUGGGAGGUUCGUGGCAGUAAAGGGGAUGUUCUGUAUAUUCUGGAUGCAAGUAAUCCUCGCCAUGCCAACUGGCUGCGGUUUGUCCAUCAGGCGCCUUCACAUGAGCAGAAGAACUUGGCAGCUAUUCAGGAUGGAGAGAACAUCUUCUACCUGGCUGUGGAUGACAUAGAGACAGAUACAGAGCUUCUGAUAGGCUACCUGGACAGUGACAUGGAAGAAGAAGAGGAAGAGGAGGAGGAAGAUGUAAAAGAUGAAGAUGAGAGCAGUAAAGAGGCCAAACAUCUUGUAGAAAUGGAACUUGUCAUAAAGAAGGAAGACCACCCCUGCCUGCUCUGUGAGAGCAGUUUUCCAAGCGAGGAGAUCCUGGCCGCCCACCUGCAGAGUCUGCACCAGAGGCCCAGCACCGAGGAGAAGGAGUUCAAAUGCAGGAACUGUGGCAAAAAGUUCCCCAUCAAACAAGCUCUGCAGCGCCAUGUUUUGCAUUGUUCUGAGACACUUGAUCCGUCAGGUGAUUCUAAAGCUCACCAGUGCUCCCUUUGCCACAACACCUUCAGCUCAGAAUCCAGUUUCGAACAGCAUAAGGAGGCAUGCAAAGGAGAUGCCAGGUUCAUAUGUAAAGCAGAAAGCUGUGGGAAAAGAUUCAAAAGCAAGGACGCUUUGAAGAAACACAAAGGCAAUGUGCACACAGGAAGUGCACGACGGAAGCUAACUUGCACCAUAUGCAACAGAAAAUGUUCUUCUUCUCUAAAUCUUCAAGAGCACAGAAAGAUACACGAAAUAUUUGAGUGUCACGCAUGUGACAAAAAAUUCAUCUCAACCAACCAGCUCAAACGCCACAUGAUCACACAUUCCGAGAAGCGACCGUACACCUGCGAGAUCUGCAGUCGAUCAUUCAAGCGUUUGGAUCAGGUGACGGCUCAUAAGAUCAUCCACAGCGAGGAUAAGCCGUACAAAUGCAAGCUGUGUGGAAAAGAGUUUGCUCACCGCAACGUCUACAAGAAUCACAAGAAGACCCACUCCGAGGAAAGGCCAUUUCAAUGUGAGGAGUGUAAAGCGCUGUUCCGCACCCCCUUCUCUCUGCAGCGCCACCUUCUGAUCCACAACAGUGAAAGGACAUUCAAAUGUGACCAGUGCGACGCCACCUUUAAGAGAAAGGAUACGCUGAACGUCCACAUCCAGGUGGUGCACGACGGCCACAAGAAGUACAAGUGUGACCUCUGUGAGAAGGCCUUUGUCACCCCCUCUGUCCUGAAGAGCCAUAAGAAGACUCACACAGGGGAGAAGGAGAAGAUUUGCCCUUACUGUGGACAAAAGUUCGCCAGCAACGGCACGCUCAGGGUUCACAUCCGCAGCCACACAGGUGAGCGACCAUACCAGUGUCCCUACUGCGACAAAGCAUUCAGCAAGAACGAUGGCCUGAAGAUGCACAUUCGGACCCAUACUCGGGAGAAGCCGUACAAAUGCAGCGAGUGCAACAAGGCCUUCAGCCAGAAACGAGGACUGGACGAGCACAUGAGGACGCACACGGGAGAGAAACCCUUCCAGUGUGACGUGUGCGAUCUGUCAUUUAGCCUGAAGAAGAUGCUCAGCAGACAUAAGCUGACUCACAACCCCAACCGGCCCAUGGCGGAGUGCCAGCUCUGCCACAAGAAGUUCACCCGGAACGACUACCUCAAAGUCCACAUGGAGAAUGUCCACGGGGAGACAGAGAGCUAAAGCCAAUUACAAGAGCACAAAUCAGAUCCUUAAGAUAAACUUCUGCCUCGUGUUUUACGUAGCAGAAAAGUCUGAACAUGCAGCGUGUAGAGAUGGACAGAUAGCUGCAAUGUUGGUAUUACCAAUAGAUGCAUGAAGAACAGAGGAAACAUCAAGACAGGCAUGUUAAAAUUGAAACCAAGACUCUUUGUCUAAUUUUUUUCCCCCAUCAUCCUGUUUCUUCAUUAUUUUUAAUAUUUGAACAAACCCAUUCCCAUAUGCUAUAUAUGCCUCUGGAGCCGCUGAGUCUGCUCCCAGGAAUGUCUUGCAUUUCACAUCCAAUCCUCCAGACGUCUUAGCAGUAUUGCUCUGUGUACCAUUCCAACCAGAGCCUGUUGUACCUCGAUGUGUGUUUGUGGCCUGUUGCCAAGUGCUGAAGAAAACCAGCAAGCAGAUUCCUUUUUAGGGUCCUUUUAUCCUUCUACCCCAACACCUGCUCUUUGAGAAGUCAAACUAAUGGACAAAAUCCAUCCCCAUCGUUUUGGGGGCUGUAUUGUACAAGUGAUGGAACUGGAUUGUUGAAUGGAGCUCUAAAAUAAGGAAGAUGCUGCAUGAUUUACUUUGGCUAACAAAAUUUAUUCAGUUGCUUUUUUACCAUAAAAUUUGGAAAACAAAACGUUUUUAUGAUUUCAAUUCGCAGCUUUUUCAUUGUAAACAUACUUGUUAGCGUAGCUAAAAUUGGAUCCAGGUGUUAAAAAUAUCUAUUUUGUCAUGUUCAAUCUGGAUUGGUUGAUGGGAUAUUUAGGGUUAGAGAAACACAGUUGUUGGUUGUGAAUUUGGGUUCAGUUUGUUACAUGUUUUAGAAACCCUAAGCUACUGCUGAGAACAGGAUCCCUAUAGCAUGAUGCUGCCUUCACCAUGCUUCGCACAUGGUCAAACAGAGAUGUGCAAUUUAAAUCUGAUUUACACCUUGGCACCUUCUUUUUCCGUGUUCCUUACUUGUCCUCUGGGAUUAGCUUCCUUUUUUAAUCUCCCACUGAGUCCAGUGGAAGAUCCGAUUUGUGAUUUACACAACUAAAACCUGCCCUGUCAAUAGAUUUUGUUUGUCCACUGAGCUGAUGUCAUUUAGCACAUUUCUGAGACUGAACAAGUGGAUUUUACAGACUUAUAUAUAUUUUCUGUUCCCCUCAACAGUUAAGGACUACUUUGCUUUUAUUUAGUACAUAAAAUCCCACAAAAAUGUCUUAAAGUUUGUUGUUUUCUGUGAAAAAAUCUAAAAAGUUUAUUAAGUAUGUAUAGUUGAGGAAGUGUUCUGUGUUCUCUGUCUGCUCUCAGCAGAUUUGGUUUGAACGUCAUGACUGGCUUAAGAUGAAUGGAUUCUGGGUUCAAAAGAUGUUUUUUUGGCCACAUAUUUGUGGACAAAUGUUUUUUUUCUCUUAAAGAACUAAAGAAGAACCAAACAACUAUUUUUGUUUUCUCUUUAAUCUUUAUUUCGCUAUAAAUUUCCCAGGAUGUUGUGCCUUAUAAACUGUUUACAUGGUUUUAUGAUAA